UAUAGAGUGGUGGAGUUAGGUUCAAAUUGCGCCGGGAAGUGGCCGAGAUUAGAGCCACGGCGGGCCGCGGACGUAAGCCCACUUAAGACUGUUUUUAAUACUAGUAUUUUUUACGCGAUCCCGACAGGAUUUAGCGGAUAAGCGACGUCGCCGCGAUCGCGUGCUUUGAUUUAUCGGUUUCGGAUUCGGAUUGUUUCUGUGUUUACGUUGUGGUUGUCGCGUGGACGCGCUAAGCCGGCCCGCGCUCGUGUCACCCGCGCUCCGCGUGACUCGCCGGCGCUUCACCGAACAUUCCUACACACUGCUGUAGCCGGUCUUACAGCCAACUGUCCAUGCGCCUCGCGUGAUCGCACCAAAACUACCAGGAGCGCAUAGCUUCUAGCAGUUCGGCAAUCCGCCCGCGUCGUCGCCAGCCGGCACCAUUCAUCUCCGGGUGUACAAGGAGGCGCUGGCGGCGGGCAUGGAGCCGCUGGGCGAGGGCAUGUGUCUGUCCGAGUUGGAGCUGCACGGGGGCCACCUUCACGAGUCGGUGGCCGCGUCCGUGGGCUCCGCCAUCUCCAGCCUGAUGGCGCCGCUUCACCACGAGCCGCAGCAUGCACCUCUUCACUCGCAUGCGCCCCCGCUACAUCACGAGCCGCUCGAGAAACUCAAAUUGUGGGCAGAGACGGGCGAGUUCCGCGACAGCGGGCACUCCUCGCUGGCGUCGGGCGGCUCCGGCGUGGAGCAGUCGCUGUACGCGCCGCCGCGGCAGCGACGCGACCGCAAGCAUACCGAUGACAACAACCGGCAAAUGUCAUCGGAGCCGACCAUAAAGACAGAAUCAACGACCCCGGGCGUCGGGCCGGACGACCAGCCGAUGGACGAGAAGGGAGACAAGAAGAACAAGCGGCAGCGGCGCCAGCGCACGCACUUCACCAGCCAGCAACUCCAGGAGCUGGAAGCCACGUUUGCGAGGAACCGCUACCCAGACAUGUCUACUCGGGAGGAGAUCGCCAUGUGGACCAAUCUCACGGAGGCGAGAGUUCGGGUAUGGUUCAAAAAUCGGAGAGCCAAAUGGCGGAAACGCGAGCGGAACGCGAUGAACGCGGCCGCCGCCGCCGCCGUCGACUUCAAGAACGGUUUCAGCACGCAGUUCAACGGCCUCAUGCAGCCCUUCCCGGACACGGACGCGCUCUACUCCUCCUACCCCUACAACAACUGGGCGGCCAAGGUGCCGUCGCCGCUCGGCACCAAGAGCUUCCCGUGGCCCGUGAACCCGCUAGGCGGCGUGGUGCCCGCCAGCCACCACCAGAGCUCCGUCAACUGCUUCAACACGGCCACGUCCAUGGGCGGGGUGGGCGGCGUGGGCGGCGGCGGAAUGGGCGGCGUGGGCGGCGGCGCGGGCGCGGCCCCGUGCCCCUACAGCGCGCCGCCGGGCGCGUACGGCAUGUACCACCGCGCGGCCGAGCCCUGCCCCGCCAUGUCGUCCAGCAUCGCGUCGCUGCGGCUCAAGGCCAAGCAGCACUCGUACGGCGGCGGCUACGGCGCGGUGUCGCCCGUGUCGCGCGCGGGCUCGGCGCCGCUGGCCGCGUGCCAGUACGCCGCGGCCGGCAUGGCGGACCGCGUGCUCUGAGACGAGGCCCGCGCGCGCGCCGCGUCGCCGCCGCCGCCGCUGCCGGCCGCGCGCGCCUCCUAGUCCCCCCCCGCCUCGCCCGCCCCGGCCCCCGCCGCGCCCCCGCCGCCCGCGCUGUACCGCCAGCUGUGGGACUGGUUCGACUAGGUGGCGGCGGCGGCGGCGGCGGCGGCGGCGCGGCGGGCGACGCGCAGUCGAGACUUAGUGACCGACGUUACGGACACUUUAUGGAAUUUCAGGCAAUAAAACCUUAACGAUGUUUUAAGUGUAAUGUAACAAGAUGUAAAUAUGUAGCUACGAGUAUGUACGUACGUAUACCAAAGUGAUGUGUGCAAUUUUUAUAAGUUUAGUAUGGUAUUGUAACUUAUGGUAAUAGAUUAAUUAAGAAUGGAAUUAAUGACAUAAUUAUUAUGAUUUGAAAGUGCGAAUGGUUUAACAGAAUUUAUGUUGAAUAUAGCUUUACAAUCUAUUAUGUACUUUGCCAAAUUCAAUCUAUUUAUAUAUUCCAACCUAAAAUAACUAAAUAUAUCUUUUUGUACAAAUAGAUUCUUAGUGAUGUAAAAAAUAUAAAAUGUUCCUAAAUAUUAAUUAUUAGUACUAAAACAGAACAUCGCUGGCAAUACUCACCCACUAGGGUUUCAUACCUGUUAGUGAAAUGGACCCACAUUGUGCAGAAACUUGGUAAUUUAUUUCAAUGUAAUUUCCGCUUGGAUUCUGCGCCAUUUUGUAAAUAUGUAAAACUGCUAUAAAUAUUUUUAUCGUGCUUUUGUCUUUUAUAAGUUGUAUAAUCCCGGUAAAUUAUCAUUUUGUAAUUUCCAAAAUAAAAUGUCUGUAAAAUAAUUCUUGAUAAAAAUGAUUUUGAGACUCGAGCAUCGAAGUGCCACCGCCUCCUAAUGAGAUUAAACGAAUCCAGAUCUCUAUUUCUUUUGAAAUAAAAAUGUAGUGAAAGUUUUAUUUACAGAAAGUUAAUGUACAUAAUUAUUUUUAUUGACAAAAUAAGCAAGCCUAUCUGUAUUCUAUAAUAAUAAAGAAGUUUCACAAGAUGUAGAUAGUUUUACCGUGCCUACUACCCGUGAUGAAACCUCUCAGAUACCUAUAAGAUUGUAAAUAUUUAACGUAAAAUGUUUGGAAUAAUGGGAUGUGACCUCGAGGUUUUCAUUUAAUACAUAUCAAACAGAAAUAUCUAAAAUGUAGAACAAUUAUCUGUUGAAUUAUUUUGUAAUAAAUCCCGAUUGUUUUGUAACGUAAACAAAACCUCUAGUCAUAAUAAAAAAAUAUCACGGAAUCAUA
Plutella xylostella (diamondback moth) is the source of this 2902-nucleotide messenger RNA. RefSeq names its product pituitary homeobox homolog Ptx1 (gene Ptx1). Gene Ontology annotation, molecular function: DNA-binding transcription factor activity, RNA polymerase II-specific; RNA polymerase II cis-regulatory region sequence-specific DNA binding. NCBI's taxonomy places the organism in Eukaryota, Metazoa, Arthropoda, Insecta, Lepidoptera, Plutellidae. Gene Ontology annotation, cellular component: nucleus. Gene Ontology annotation, biological process: anatomical structure morphogenesis; regulation of transcription by RNA polymerase II. The record is from RefSeq and is a predicted model, not a curated record.